AUGCGGUUUAUACCAUUGGGUUCUGGUGCAGUGGGAGUUGUGUCAAACAGUUUUCAAGGACGAUACGUUCAGCUUGGAACCCCACAUUGAGCGAACAGGGGUAUAGACCGGUAUAUGCACAAGACAUGGUGGUGCAACUAGACGUCGUAUACAAGAUUCCUCGCUGGUGUUUGAUAUAACGGCAGAAGAUGGACGUGGCGGUCACGAUCGGGCCAGACAACCUGCUCCAGGUCAACGGAGCUGACCAGGGAGCCAGUCGCUGGAAGCAGCCCAACGACGAUUCGGACCGCAGCUCCAGUCCAUCUGUCUUGCGCUGUGUAAGCAGUACGUGGAAGGAGGGUUUGCUGAACAGAAAGAGGCCGUUUGUGGGCCGCUGCUGCCACUCCUGCACACCGCAGAGUCAGGAGAGACUCUUCAAUCCCAGCAUCCCCUCACUUGGACUGCGCAAUGUGAUUUACAUCAAUGACACACACACCAGGCACCGUGGCUGGCUGGCUCGCCGGCUGAGCUAUGUGCUGUUUGUCCUGGAGAGGGACGUCCAGAAGGACAUGUUCGCCCGCAAUGUGGUGGACAACGUGCUCAACAACAGCAGGGUGGAGAGUGCCAUUGUGGAGGUGGCCACUGAGUCGGACCCCGCGGUCGCAGAGUCCGAGGUGGAACACAAGGCAGUCAGCAAGGUGAGGCGAAAAGCCAGAGGUUUCCUGCAGGAGAUGGUGGCCAACAUCUCACCAGCCUUCAUCAGGUUGACAGGAUGGGCACUUCUCAAGCUUUUCAAUGGCUUCUUCUGGAGCAUCCAGAUCCACAAAGGCCAGUUGGAGAUGGUGAAGAAAGCCGCUACAGAGUACAACGCUCCCCUCGUCUUCCUACCUGUACACAAGUCACACAUCGACUACCUGCUCAUCACAUUCAUCCUCUUCUGCCACAACAUCAAGGCCCCCCACAUCGCUGCCGGCAACAACCUCAACAUCCCCAUAUUCAGCACACUGAUACGUAAAUUGGGAGGAUUCUUCAUUCGCCGGAAACUCGACGAGACGCCAGAUGGAAAGAAGGAUGUCUUGUACAGAUCUCUGUUACAUGCAUACACGGAGGAGUUACUGAGGCAGCAGCAGUUCCUGGAGAUCUUCCUGGAGGGCACUCGCUCCCGCAGUGGCAAGCCGUCACCGGCGCGCGCCGGCAUGCUGUCCAUCGUGGUGGACGCCAUGUGCACCGGCGCCAUCCCCGACGUGCUGGUGGUGCCCGUGGGCAUCUCCUACGACCGCAUCCUGGAGGGCAACUACAACAGCGAGCAGCUGGGCAAGCCCAAGAAGAACGAGAGUCUCUGGGGCGUGGCCUGCGGGGUUUUCCGGAUGCUGCGCAAGAACUACGGCUGUGUGAGGGUGGACUUCACCCAGCCCUUCUCUCUGAAGGAGUACCUAGACGCACAAAGAAGUCGUCAUAUUCCACCAACCCUCACCCUGGAACAGACCUUGGUGCCCACCAUAAUCGAUGCACAGCCCAACCAGGCCCAGUUCGAGGGCGAGCAGGAGGAGCAGCCCAACAUCAGGGACCUGUCGGACGAACCCUGGAGGAGGCAGUUCAUAAGCAACCUGGCCAAGCACGUCCUCUUCACGGCUAACAAGUCCUCUGCCAUCAUGUCCACCCACAUCGUAGCCUGCCUGCUGCUGUACAGACACAGGAAGGGAGUGGCAUUGUCCAAGCUGGUGGAGGACUUCUUUAACAUGAAGGAGGAGAUCCUGUCGCGGGACUUCGACCUGGGCUUCUCCGGCAACUCCGAGGACGUGGUCAUGCACGCCCUUCACCUCCUGGGGAACUGCGUCAACGUGACCAGCACCAACCGCAACACCGAGUUCGCCAUCGCCCCCAGCAGCAAGGUGCCGGCACUGUUCGAGCUCAACUUCUACAGCAACGGCCUCUUCCACGUGUUUAUCUCAGACGCCAUCAUAGCCUGCAGUGCUCUGGCGUUGCUGAGGGAACAGGCGGUGUCUGAGGUGGAGGCGGGGGGGGAGCAGGGCGGGCCCGGCACCCUCCUCAGCCAGGAGAGGCUGAUCCGCGUGGCCGCCGGCCUCUCCCACUUCCUGACCAAUGAGGUGGCAGUGGCACCGCCCUGUCAGACGAUCUAUCAGGUCUUCCACGAUGCUGUCAGCCGUUUGAUUCAGUAUGGAGUUCUCUAUGUGGCAGAGGAGGACCAGGAGGAGCUGAGUCCCACAGAAGAGCCGUGGCCUAAGAAAUUCCCUGAACCACUGUCAUGGAGGAGCGACGAGGAGGACGAGGACAGUGACUUCGGAGAGGAGCAGAGGGACCGCUACCUCAAGGUUAGCAUGUCCCCCGAGCACCAGGAGUUCUUCGUCUUCCUACAGCGCCUCCUUAGCCCUGUGCUGGAGGCCUACAGCGGGGCGGCCAUCUUUGUCCACAGCCUGAGCCAGCCCAUGGCCGAGCCUGAAUACACGCAGCAGCUCUUCCGCUACCUGCUCGCGCGCACCGAGAAGGGAGUGGCUGCAUACGGUGAAAGUGCGACACACUACCUCGUGAAGAACACCGUGAGAACAUUUAAAGAACUUGGGGUGCUGAAGGAGAGGAGGGAGAACCGUGUGUCAUUGGUGGAGCUGAGCAGUACUUUCCUACCUCAGGUGAACCGGAAUAAGCUGCUGCAUUACAUCCUGGGCUUUACCCUCCUGUGACCUACGACCUUCCCACCUGGCUCCCCCCACCCCAUCAACCCUUCAAAAGGGCUUUUACUGGCUAGUUCUAACCAAUCAGAGGUGCUAUUCCAUGGAAAGCUUUACCAGGAAGUGCCUUUUGUGAAACCGCUAACCGUCAUUAGCCAGAAGAGACUUGAAGUCAGUCUUCCUUCUCCAGUUGAGACCCUUCCUCCUGUAGAACUGUGCAGCUAGCUAGUGAGGAAAAGCUUGAAGAAAACUCUCUGUAUAACCAACCUUUAUUUGCCAGUGAAAGUCCCAGUUCUUUUUUUAUUGAUUGAUAUUUAAUCUUUCAGAGAAAGGAUUUAUUGUCGUUGGACUAAUGAUUUCGUUUUUUCUCUGUCCAGUGAAUGAAUGUCAUCUUAACAUGAAAUAAUUAUGCAUUUGGUGUAAUAAUGAAAAGAGAGUCAAUGUGGGCAUUUUUACUAAUUUGUACACAAAUGCAUGUAGACCAUUGCUAAUCGCCAGGCCCCAACCCCUACUCGUUAAGACACUGAAACCAGAUGACUAAAAAAGGACGUUUUAAUCAUGAUGUCAACUUUAGCCCUGUGGGCGUGUCUACGGUGAGCAGGCAGCCAGCCCAUUAUUAUGUAGAUCUCUAGACUUUUAACCUCCUGUUAUACUUUUUCUGUCUUUUACUUAUGAGAACGGUUCUUUCUGGUACGACCACUACGUGGAGCCUGUCCCUGUUUGGCACCUUGAACACGGGUCACAGACUUAAUUGCAUGGCUUACUCAUUACUCAUGCAACCUUUCGUCUGAAUCAAUUGGCAAAUGUGGCUCAGACCGCAAGGCACGUAACAUUAAUUCCUGGUGUUAAAGCCGUAAUAUUUCCAUAGCCAUUUGGAACACAUAGGUAGCGUCUAAUUCUGCUACUUGUAGAAACACUGUUUGUGUGGUCGAGGUGCUUCAAUGGAAUUUCAAUUCAUGUUCAAAUGUUUAACUUAAGCGGAGAGGCGAUGGGUAGGAAUAUGAACUGCCGCACAAUGACACAACUCUUCCUGAGAGUUCUAAAACGUUAUGAUAUGUUGAGCUAAAUCCUGCACUUUUACUGGAGUUUGUCAAGUAGUGUUAAUCUGGAGCCCUGCAAAGGUUACACCCGUAGGUCGUGGCGGUGCAGGUAACCUUCUACAAAUUGAUUCUAGUGGAACAACAAAUGUUGUAGUGUUACAAAACCAUACAUGUUGUUUGUAUAUAACUAGAUAAACUUGGGAAGUCUAGUCUGAAAUAGAAGACAAGGAAGGUGCCUUUGGUAAUGCAAUGUGUACUCUUGUUUUUGUUAAGGAUUAUUUCAGUGAGGGGUGAGUUUUUUUGGGUUUGCCCAAUAUCUACGAUAUGCUACCAAUCAGAGCACGCAACGGUCCUAAAAUAUCAGAUCAUACAGUCAAGAGCAUGUCUUAUUUUACCAUCUAUUUUUGCUGUCUGAUGAGAAUAUAUUCUUGCCAACAUAGACAGCAGACACCCCUUUCAAUGUAGUCCAAUGUUUUUGUGACUCUAGGACCAAGAAAAUGUAUUCAAAAUAAUAGUUAAAGCAAAAUAUGAUAAGUUUUUCCAAUUUCCUGAAAUGUUUGAGAACAGGUUGUCGAACAGCAAUGCCAUUUGUUUCCACUGCAUGUUUCUCACAGUGGAAGGAGUGUCCCUGUUCUUACUGGAAGAUUGUACUGUAGAAUACUUUUCACAGAGGAUGACUUGGAUACUCGCCUUGUUGCUUUCACGGUCAACUUCCGGACAGCUGAAAAUGUUUGCUGUUGCAUUGUUAGCGUAGGCAAAGGAGGACCACAGGCAAUAAACUACAAAUAUAAAGCGGAUAUCCAGUUAGGUUCAUCAAACCAGCAAACUGGUCCUUCUGAAGCUUGCAGGAUGGGAGGUAAAGGCUUAGAGAUGUGACAUACUCUAUUCGGAUUCAUAUUUUCUCUGUACGAAAAGGGUGUUCUGUCUCCCAUUUGGUGUUUAGCUUCAUGUAAAUCUUUGUGGGAAUCUGUGAGGCUUUGGCCAUUUAGUACAUAAAUGUUUCCUCCAUCCUCUUUCCUAUCUCCAUUUCUUUUAUUCUUUAGUGUGGAGCAUGGACCAGAUAAUCAGUUUGCUGCAAAAGCUUGUCCUUUCGCAAGUAGGCUACUGUCUCUGGAUACGAAUACAUCUGUUGUUACUCCCAUCUGCUCUGUGAAUGCAAGGUUUCUGGUGUACUUUACUCUGUUUCAACCUUGCCGGGCAAAAGGAAUGAUGUUUUUGAACAAAGCCCAUCUCCCGCUCAGGUAACAUGUUGCGCCAACAGGGGGGGGUUCUCGCUGAUGUUCACUGUAGGCUAGUUAAGAGAAGCGAAGGCUCAAGGUAACGGGUGGAGAGGGAAGGCCAGUGAAAGUGCGAGGGUUUUACCGUGACAACACGGCAUUGAAAAGGGUGACCUGGUGAGAUGAAAGGGAACCACUUGACAAGUCUUUUUACUUUGGGCUAAUGCCAAUCCUGAUUUAAGCGAUACGAAUUUGGUGUUUUACAAUGAAAGGGUUUACAAUGGAGAAACGUGGAUUUGUAUAUAGUUUAUGCCUUGUGAUUGUUUAAUUCUGUGUUUGUGGUCUGCAAGGGCUCUGUUAUUAAUUGACUUCGCUGAAAUGCAUUAUGUUUACGAUUUACCUGACUGAAUGUUGGCCACAGAUGAUGUAACUUCCCCGAAUGCUCGCUAUUUGUUUGUACGAAACUGACUAGAGAGAUUUUAAGAUCUGUCAACGGUUUUGAUUACACUGCAUUGGGGUCAGUUAUUAAGAAAUCAGGAACUGAAUCCAACUCUGCAUUAUGACAUGGUCAAUUUCCAUUUCAAUUGCAUGUGUUAAGUAUUCAUGGAAUUGACACCAUUGAACAGCAGAGGCUCAGCAGGAGGUGUUGUAAAUGAGCACAUCGAACAUUCACUCUACAUGUUUUGAUGUUGCCUGGCCCUGGAUAGUUGUUUUGGGAAAGACACGUGAGGGGGUGAAACACGCUUUCAUAGCUGCUUGUUUGCUAGUUGGCACGUAUUACCUGUGGUAUGCCAAACAGAUACGUAAGUAUGCAGGACCUUAAGUCACAUACAGUAAGUGACUUAAGGGGUCGCUUAGGGCCCCCGACCGCUAGGGGACCCCUGACUGCAAUGGGAGAGGGCCCCCAAGUCAGAUUUUGCUUAGGGCCCCCAAAAGGCUAGACUCGGCCUUGUAUGUAUGCAUAUUGAAUGGGGAUGCGGUGUGCACCCUAAAAUAAUACAUCACAGCUUAUCUAUUAUCUUGCUACGUACUGUAGACGAUAAGCUCUGAGAGCCCAGCAUUUAAAGCAAUAAUGAACCCCACUUAUGAAAGGUUUUAGCCCCCUGUGGCAGUAAGACGAGACAUCAUUGGUCACCGUUAAGCUCAUAGGCCCCUCAAUGUGAACUUUACUUAUACCCGAAACAAUGUGUAUUACGGAGUUGUGAUAAUACUUUAUUUAAAGACAAUAAUAGUUGAGUCGAUAACCUUUCCCCUGAAUAGUCAAGGUUAGUUGUAGGACUUUUGAACAAGCAGCGCACAAACUUCACAUGUAACACCUCUGGAUGGUGGUUCAGUCACUUGGUUGAAUCACUUUACUAAUGUGAACAACGAUGUUGUACACUAAAAUGACGCAUACCAACUGCAAAACUUAUUUUAGACUACACAACCUUUAUGAAUUGAACAGGAUGCCUUUUAAAGCACUGUAGCGUUUUCUUAGUGAGUUUUUUGAUGUUGUGCAUGUUAGCUGAGGCCCAUGUAGCAUGGCCGCCAAUAGAACCCACUGAGAGUCGUAGCUAUGUCAUUGAAAUAAUCAUUCACAUUUUUGUUUUCUUAAAAGAGCACUUGAAUUUAAUAAGUCACCAGCUGCUGGACAAAAAAAAAAAACAUGCCACUCUUUAUUUCUGCUUCCAUAGAACAAAAUAAUAUUCAAGAUGUUGUCAUGCACAUUUUGUUUGUUUUUAAAUAAAUUAAUGAUAGAAUAACA
Messenger RNA from Esox lucius (northern pike), 6667 nucleotides. It is a transcript of the gene gpam, whose product is annotated as glycerol-3-phosphate acyltransferase, mitochondrial. Gene Ontology annotation, biological process: phospholipid biosynthetic process. The coding region runs from base 189 to 2678 and encodes 829 amino acids. Gene Ontology annotation, cellular component: mitochondrial membrane; plasma membrane. The transcript has 21 exons. The record is from RefSeq and is a predicted model, not a curated record. Gene Ontology annotation, molecular function: glycerol-3-phosphate O-acyltransferase activity. NCBI's taxonomy places the organism in Eukaryota, Metazoa, Chordata, Actinopteri, Esociformes, Esocidae.